AUGAACGUCCCUCCAUUAUUUCCCAAAUGCUUACCAAAACUUACCGAUAGAUUGUGGUUCGAUGUCGAUCAUCCUUGUGCAGAUGAAGAUGAAGUUUCCCAAUUGGAAAAAGAACAUCAAGAAUGGAUUGAAUCUAUAACCAGAACGCAGUCGGAUUUGCCUCCAAUAGGGAAAACUACUACUGAAAUGGCAGGAGAUGAUGAUGAUGAGGAAGAAGAUGACAAUGAUGAUGAUGAUGACGAUGAUAGUGAAAGCCAUGAUGAGGAGGAAGAAGAUGAAAUUGAAAUAGAAGCUGUUAAUAAUUGAAAAAUGUCUGUAUAUAUAUAUACCUAUAUAUAUGAACUGAGCUCAAAAUCAAGUUCUUCUAAUGCAGGUCUUGAUAUUGUAUAACCUUAUAAAGUAUUAUACGUUAUAGUAUAUAUAAUAUAAUAAUUUUCUUUUAAAAACAAUUAAAACCUUGAAAUUUAUCAACACCUAGCUGUACAACGUUGCCAACUUGAUGUUUUCCUUUGCUCAACUACAAGAUAAAUAAAAAAAGUAGUAAACAGUCCACAGUCCGUAGUCCAAAAACAAACUUAAAGUUAUGGCAACUCGAGCGUUCAAAUCCUUAAUUUUAGGAGCCCCUGCCUCAGGCAAAGGCACAAUUUCCGGUAGAAUAGUGAAAACCUUCAAUUUGGCACACAUUUCCAGCGGUGACAAGCUCAGACAAAACAUCCAAACAGGCACGCCAAUCGGCCAAGAGGCACAAACCUACAUCAAACAAGGCAAAUUGGUACCCGAUAAUGUAAUGAUUAAGUUUAUAAGUGAAGAGCUUCAACAGGCACCCAAUCGAUGGUUAUUAGAUGGGUUUCCUAGGACUGUAGCUCAAGCGGAAGCUUUAUGGGAGUUGCACCGGUUAGAUGUUGCUUUAAACUUAGUUGUGCCUUUUCCUGUGAUUAUAGACAGGGUCAAGGGACGCUGGGUGCAUUUGGCUAGUGGUAGGGUUUACAAUGAAGGGUUUAACGCCCCAAAACAACCUGGAAAGGAUGACGUCACUGGAGAUGCUUUGGUGCAAAGAGAGGAUGAUAAACCUGAAGUGGUGCAAAAACGUUUGGAGCAGUAUGAGCAACUUACAAGGCCUGUUAUAGAGUUUUAUAGAAAAAAGGGGAUUUUGCAAGAGUUUCAUGGCAAAACUUCAGACGAAAUUUGGCCUCAAGUGCUUGAUUGUUUAAGUACAUUUAUACCUUUGGAAAUUACAAAAAGAAUUUAAUUUUGUUAUAAUAUAUUUUGUAUAUUUAUAAUAAUAACAAGACUACUUUUGAUACUUAAAUCUAGUUUUAAUGAUGGUGUUUGUUGUCACUGGGAUGCAUGCGAUCGUAGAGCAUGUUGCCAGCCAUAUGAAGCACAAAAGCUCCAAAUCCCAGUCCGAACCCCCUAAAGAAACACAAUCUAAUACGGUGUGCUGUGGUACCAAAUUCUUUUGUAUUGUAGCGCCAGACUUCGUUACGUAACCAGGGAUCUUUUAGGCCUCUAGCUGCCAAUUUGCGUUCCACUUGGGCCAGUUCUGGGACGUCGGACACUUUGUAUAUACGAUAGUCGGGGAUUUGAUAAGGGGGGCCGUGAUGGUGAUGAUGAUCGCCUCCCAUGAUUUUUAGUUGUAAAAAUAAAAAGUUGAAAAGUGGUUUGUUAUC
Ceutorhynchus assimilis (cabbage seed weevil) is the source of this 1670-nucleotide messenger RNA. Lineage: Eukaryota; Metazoa; Arthropoda; Insecta; Coleoptera; Curculionidae. The record is from the annotation of a GenBank genome assembly.